AUGUCCACCCUCGCCGCAACGAAGGCUGAUGGGUUUUAUUACCCUCCGGAUUGGACGCCGGAGGGUGGGGUGAAGGGUAGUGCCUUCAAGGGUUCGAAUGGUUCGCUCGGGAAAAGAGCGAAUAAGAUGAGAUCUCACGGCGUGUUGACGAUUCGGUUUGAGAUGCCCUUCCACGUCAAAUGCGGCGCGUGCGAACACACCAUCGCGAAAGGGGUAAGAUUUAACGCCGAGAAGAAGAAGAUUGGGAUGUAUCACACAACACCGAUAUGGAGCUUUAGCAUGCGAAGUCCAUGCUGCUCGCAAGAGAUCGAGGUGCAGACGGAUCCGGCGAGGACGGAGUAUAACGUCACGAAGGGCGCGGAGCGAUGCGUUGGUUACGGUGUCGUGCCGGAAGUUGAAUCGGCAGAGGACGCGAUGCACAUGCUGGAGUAUCACACGGAAGAGGAGCGAGCAGCGCUCUCGACGAAUCCAAUGUCAUCCUUAGAGCGAGGUGUGGAGGAUGAUAGACGAGUCAAGGCGAGAGCGAGGACGACGAUUGAGCUCGACGCGUUGAGCAAGGCGCGUUGGAAGGACGACUACGAGGCAAACAAAUCUCUCAGACGCUCGAUGAGAGGUCGACGAAAGGAGGAGCACUCGCUGCGAGAUAAAGGUCGUGCACUCGGUCUGCCUGAUCACGUCAAGUUGAGACCCGAGCGAGAGGAAGACAAGGAGUACGCCCGUCGUGUCUUCAAUGCGACUGUCUUUGAGCGUCGUCAACGAGAAAAGAGGAAACUCGUCUUGUCGGAGUCAAUAUUCUCUAAAUCGACGAAGCCGACAGCGAGUUCGACGAAGCGCGUGAUGUCAUCAUCCAACCAAUCCAGGGCGUUAAAAUUAGCAAAGCGGAGAUGA
This is a messenger RNA of Ostreococcus tauri, 888 nucleotides long. RefSeq names its product CWC16 protein. Lineage: Eukaryota; Viridiplantae; Chlorophyta; Mamiellophyceae; Mamiellales; Bathycoccaceae. The transcript has 2 exons. Gene Ontology annotation, cellular component: U2-type spliceosomal complex; post-mRNA release spliceosomal complex. Gene Ontology annotation, biological process: mRNA splicing, via spliceosome. The coding region runs from base 1 to 888 and encodes 295 amino acids. The record is from RefSeq and is a predicted model, not a curated record.